Messenger RNA from Asparagus officinalis (garden asparagus), 2128 nucleotides. RefSeq lists its product as uncharacterized. The record is from RefSeq and is a predicted model, not a curated record. The coding region runs from base 1 to 1866 and encodes 621 amino acids. The transcript has 6 exons. Lineage: Eukaryota; Viridiplantae; Streptophyta; Magnoliopsida; Asparagales; Asparagaceae.
AUGGCUGCGUCAAAGCCGCCGCCGCCGCCGCCGCCGCCUCCUCGCACCCCCCUCCAAAACCAUCCAUCAGCGCCAGCUCCAUCCUCGAAAGCCUGGUCCACCCUCCGCUCCCGCCAUCCUCUCCUCCCCCUCCUCCUCCUCUCCUCCCUCCUCACCCUCUCCUCCCUCCCCUCCGCUCGCCCUCCACCUCUCCCACCCCCACUGCCAGCUCCUCCUCUCGCUCCUCCACUCCUCUCCCCUCCCUCCCCCCGCAGUCCCUCCCCUCGUCUCCCCGUGCUCCUGGGUUUGGAGAUUGAGUGGGGUGGGAUUAGGGUUGGCGGGGAAUUGAGGAGGAAAGUUGAAGGGAGGAUUGUCUCGGUUGCGAAUUCUGUGGUUUCUGGUGGCCGCGGAGAGGGCGACGGGAUGGAGAAGAGGGUUUUGCUUCGUUGUAUUUCGCUGGGUCUGGUUCGUUGUGGGUCGAUUGGGUUCGAUUGUUCUUUGCUUUUGUGCCUUUGCUCGGCAUUGGUGGACGAAGUGUUUCCGUUGAGGGCUUUGAUUCCGAUGGCUCUUGAGACCCCGAAUGGGGAUUUUGAGGCGGCAAAAGAGCAUUUGGAAAGUGUUCUCUUUAACGAAGCGGGUGCGGUCACUGGUGCUUUCUGCAAUCAGUAUGCGAUGGCUGAUGACGAGCACAAGUUGAUAGCGGAGAAUUGUAUUUGGGAUUACUCAAAGGGGAUCUACUUAGAUCUUCGUAAAGCAGUGAUCUUACUAAGGGGGAAAGGUGACGAACUUAUUGGAAAUCUUGAUAAGAUCGCAGAAGCUGCGUUUCUUAUGGUUGUCGUCUUUGCUGCUGAGGUCUCCAAGCAAAAGUUGAAUUCAAAGUUGUCGGAACAGUUUAGGCCUGAGGUUGCUGUCAAGAUUUUAGUUGCAUUUUCAUGCAUAGAGUAUCUGAGGCGUGUUAGGUUGCCAGAGUAUACUGAGGCCGUUCGACGUGCUGUUUUGACUAUUCAGGAAAAUGCAGCUUUUUGUAGUUUAUUUGUGGAAUCGUUGCCUCCUUAUGCUGAGCUGACUAAUCAGAGAGGUUCGCUUGCUUUGGAGGGAAUGAGAUAUGUAUGGUGGGAAGAUGAGGUGCAAACUGCUCGAGUUUUAUUCUGGAUGCGGGUUAUACCAACUUGCAUUAGCUUAGUUCCUGCUUCUGUGUUUGGAAAGCUAGUUGCACCAACCAUGUUCCUAUACAUGCAUCAUCCAAAUGAGAAAGUUGCUCGGUCAUCACAUUCUGUAUUUGUAGCCUUUGUGUCCUCUGGGAAGGAUUGUGAACAGGAUGAUAGAUUGGCUCUGAAGGAGAAGCUUGUUUUCUAUUAUGUACAAAGAUCUUUAGAGGCAUAUCCUGGGAUUACCCCUUUUGAAGGUCUUGCUUCUGGAGUUGCAGCUUUAGUUCGACAUCUUCCUGCUGGAAGUCCAGCCAUAUUUUUCUGUAUUCAUAGCCUUGUUGAGAAAGCAACUGAUCUUUGUUCGAAAGCAUUGAAUCAAGAUUCAAACCUGUGGAAGAGAUGGGAAGGGAAUACAGAGCCUUGUAAGAAAGUUUUGGAUUUGCUUCUGCGACUCAUCGCUCUUGUGGAUAUACAGGUAUUGCCAUACUUGUUGAAGCAGUUGGCUGAGUUCGUAGUUCAACUGCCUAAAGAGGGGCAGAAUGUUUUGCUAGACGAGAUGCAUGCUCAGGUUGCUGAAUCUGAUGAUGUUACAAGGAAACCAGUUCUUGUUUCAUGGCUGCAGUCACUUUCCUACUUGUGCUCUCAAAAGAAACCCACUUCACUCAGAAAAGGCGAUGAAGCCAAAUCGCAUGAUUUUGAUGGAACUUUGCAAUUGAACCAGACCAGUUCCCGCCUCUGAGAAUGUGUUCUCAUGCGUGAAAAUAAGUUUGCAUUUUUCUUGAUUAAUGUAACUUAGGCUCACAAUAAAUUUUUAAAAAAUGGCAUGGAUGUGUAUUGUAUAGCGGAAAUAAUAAUACUGUUUUCAGUCUUCUCUAUUGAUAACGGGAAGGCUGAUUUUUUUUUUUAUUUUUUACUUUUUAUAACUUGUAAUUAUGACAUUCUGUCAAUUGUUUCUUGUUGACAGGAGUAUAGCGGAGAAUAUUGCAAUUUUACAUUUUUGA